ACUUGGCCUGCUUGCUCUCUCAUAGCUAGCAAGUCUAUUACUUUGCUGGCACUAGAGCCCCCUUGCGUGUGAUUCCAUCUUCUACUGAAGACCAGCUGAAACAUCCAUCCUCAGGAACUGAGAACUUCUGGAAUCUUGGACUUUACUUCCUCUCCAGCUGUUGUGGAAUAAGUUCAACUCCAUACUAAGGUGGAGGACUUACCCACAGGGAUCCAUGGAUAAAGCCAAGAAGAUGAUGCAGUCCAUUCCCAGUUUUGUCAAGGAUACAUCAGAUAUUGAAGAACAUGCACUGCCCAGUGCACAGGUCUUGCCAGCCCAGAGUACAAGGUGUUCCAAGUCUGAGACACUUUGUUUAGGCAAAGAACAAAGUCACUGCUCUGAGGAUGGCUGGAUUGCCGAAUGGGAUCUAUACUCCUUUUGUGUAUUUGAGAGUGUGGACUACCUGAGAUCCUACCACAGAUUGAAUUCUGCCAUGAAGAAGGGCACAGAGGUCUUCCAGAGUGAGAGUCAGAGGAAUCCACAAGUGUCCCCAGGAGAUGUGAAAAACUACAAAGACAAAGAUACAGAGGAGCCAGACCAACCCUCCCCAAGCUUGCUGAGGGAGAAAGGCCUGGAUCUUGUGACCUGUGAUGGUGGAGACUGCCCUGUCCAGGAUCCUGUUUCUGACAGUUCCAGGCACCUAGGCUGCUGGGCAUGGCUUCAAAGGGCUUUUGGCCAGAAGAAGUGAGAAAGGCACUAAGAACUGUGUUUGGAGCCCAUGAACCCUGAUGCCUGCUAAGACUAGCAAUUAGGGGAUCUUCUGUCAGCUCCUGCUGUUACAGCAAAGGCACACAAAGGCAGUUGUGUCUUUGCAGCCAUCUAGUUUGUGUUUGUUUGUUUAUUUGUUUACAGCAUUCUUAAUAAAAUAGUUAAAAAGCUGAAAA
Messenger RNA from Mus musculus (house mouse), 923 nucleotides. RefSeq names its product 2 cell stage variable group member 1B (gene Tcstv1b). The record is from RefSeq and is marked validated. Lineage: Eukaryota; Metazoa; Chordata; Mammalia; Rodentia; Muridae. The transcript has 2 exons. The coding region runs from base 215 to 727 and encodes 170 amino acids.